UGUGACUGCCAUAGCUUUAGCCCCCACACGCUAGUGGGGCUGGUCUCUGUCUGGCUCUGCUGUGGACUUUGAUAGUAGCGCCCCCUAUAUAAAGCCGGCAGUCGGUGGUGAAGGAGCGCAUUAGCACCGGCACCCCGGCAAGGAAUAGUUCGAUACCAAGGGAUCCCCCUCGUCGAAUCCUUUUUACUUUUACCUUUUUGUCCGUCUUCAAGAAAUCUACCCAAAAACAAAAUGUGCGACGAUGAAGUAGCAGCUUUGGUUGUUGACAACGGAUCCGGUAUGUGCAAGGCUGGAUUCGCCGGAGAUGACGCCCCUCGCGCCGUCUUCCCAUCCAUUGUCGGUCGCCCCCGUUACCAGGGCAUCAUGGUCGGUAUGGGUCAGAAGGAUUCGUACGUCGGUGAUGAAGCUCAAUCCAAACGUGGUAUCUUGACCGUUAAAUACCCGAUCGAGCACGGCAUCGUCACCAACUGGGAUGACAUGGAAAAGAUCUGGCACCACACCUUCUACAACGAGUUGCGUGUCGCCCCCGAGGAACACCCCGUCCUCCUUACUGAAGCCCCCCUCAACCCCAAGGCUAACCGUGAGAAGAUGACCCAGAUCAUGUUCGAGACGUUCAACACACCCGCCAUGUACGUUGCCAUUCAAGCCGUGCUCUCCCUGUACGCUUCCGGUCGUACCACCGGUAUCGUGCUGGAUUCCGGCGAUGGUGUCUCCCACACCGUCCCCAUUUACGAAGGUUACGCCCUUCCUCACGCUAUCCUGCGUCUGGAUCUCGCUGGCCGUGAUCUGACUGAUUACUUGAUGAAGAUCCUGACUGAGCGCGGUUACUCGUUCACCACCACGGCUGAGCGUGAAAUCGUUCGUGACAUCAAGGAGAAACUCUGCUACGUCGCUCUGGAUUUCGAACAGGAGAUGGCCACUGCCGCCUCCUCCACCUCUCUGGAGAAGUCGUACGAGCUUCCCGACGGUCAGGUCAUCACCAUCGGCAAUGAGCGGUUCCGCUGCCCCGAGGCCUUGUUCCAGCCCAGCUUCUUGGGUAUGGAAUCUUGCGGCAUCCACGAGACCACAUACAACUCGAUUAUGAAGUGCGACGUCGACAUUCGUAAGGAUCUGUACGCCAACACCGUCUUGUCUGGAGGCACCACCAUGUACCCAGGCAUUGCUGACCGUAUGCAGAAAGAAAUCACUGCUUUGGCUCCAUCCACCAUGAAGAUCAAGAUCAUUGCUCCCCCCGAGCGCAAGUACUCCGUAUGGAUCGGUGGAUCCAUCUUGGCUUCCCUGUCCACCUUCCAACAGAUGUGGAUUUCCAAGCAAGAGUACGACGAGUCCGGACCUUCCAUCGUCCACAGGAAAUGCUUUUAAACAAGAACAAUUCCAGCAGCUACUGCAACAGAAAAACAGCUUUAAUAAGAACAGCAUCAAACGGCAAUUCAACGCUUCCGCCGGAUGAUUUACUAUCCUGUCUUAUUUUCUACUGUUUUUUCUCUAAUUUUUUUUUAUUAAUAUAAAAAAAAAUGCAACAUUCCAUGCCAGGGGUUGCCUUACACCACCACCACCACCCUUAUUUUUUGUUUUUUUUUGCGAUAAUUAUGAAAAAGAAAAAGAUUUACAAAAAAUUGCUAUUUGGCCUCAUUUUUCGCUCUCAAUUUCUUUCUGCCCUUUUACAGCUAAUAAUUCGCUUUCUUUUCGAUUGGGAAUUCUUUAUGUGUCUCUCUGUCCACGCUUUUCUUUUUCCCGUCUGGACCGCUGACGUGAGUUACACAUUGGAUGUGGCGACGACACACAAGGACACCCAACACCCGGAAUGGUCAACCAGGCCAAGGUAAAAAUUAAUUUUGCCACCGCAUUCAAUCCCCGUAACUCAUCUCACUUGCCAGUACGAGAAAAAGAAAUGUGACGCAAACAAGACUUAAUGCUAGGUGCCUUCUCUAUACCAAUUUUCAAAAUAAAAAUGAAAAAAAAAAAUU
Daphnia magna is the source of this 1967-nucleotide messenger RNA. RefSeq names its product actin, clone 403. Bases 232 to 1362 code for a protein of 376 amino acids. The record is from RefSeq and is a predicted model, not a curated record. The transcript is spliced from 4 exons. Gene Ontology annotation, biological process: mitotic cytokinesis. Lineage: Eukaryota; Metazoa; Arthropoda; Branchiopoda; Diplostraca; Daphniidae.